GGAGUCGCCCCCUGGUGGACACUAGAGAGAAUGCAAGUUGCAAGUUUUAUGACACUUCCGCAUUGACUUCACUCGGCAGAACCGGAGGUUGCCAUCUGGUUCUAAGGUGUAAAAUCAAAAAAAAAACAAUAUCCUGCCUAUUCCUCAGCAGGAUAUUGUUUCUAACAGGUCACUGAGACGUCUGAAUAUUUCGUAUAACAAAACUCCCAAUCAAUGUUUUCUUUUGUCUUCAUCUCCUUAUGUUGUAAAAUGACUCUAAGCAGAAACUCCACUUCGUCGUCCGUCCACAUGUGAAUCAAAUAUAGUAUUCGUCAUCGCACCAAAUAUCAAACUUGUAUAAUAUAGAAAUAAUUAGCUAUUUAUUUACUAUUGUUUGCUAUUUGUUGACACCGACGAAGAAGAAUCAGCUCACUGAGCGUGCUCAGAAUCUUCCUCUCUGGUAUUUGAAGUAUCGUUGACGUAGCCUUUAUCGCCACGUACUGGCCCGGAGUCGUUUUUAUUUAUUUAUUUUGUAAAAAGAAAAGUGGCAAGGACAAAAUUUUAUUUUAAAACAUAGGGGAAAAUAUCUGGACAUUUGCCUCGGAGCUAAUCUCACAUCCUUUUUCUCAUGCCCGACCUUCAUCACCAUUUGAAAUGUGUGGUCCCAGGGCUCCUUAUGGGAAGGCCGUGGACAUGUGGUCGGUGGGCUGCAUCUUAGGGGAGCUGAGCGACGGGCAGCCUCUGUUCCCGGGAGAGAGCGAGAUUGACCAGCUCUUCACCAUCCAGAAGGUGUUGGGACCCCUGCCGCCAGAGCAGAUGAAGCUCUUCUACAACAACCCUCGCUUCCACGGGCUGCGGUUCCCUGCUGUGAAUCACCCCCAAACGUUGGAGCGGAGAUACCUGGGGAUCAUCGGCGGAGCCCUGCUGGACCUGCUGAAGAGCCUGUUGCUGCUGAACCCGACGGAGCGCUUCCUCACCGAGCAGAGCCUGAACCACCACGCCUUCCAGACCCUGCGGCCCGUGGAGCGGCCCGGCCCGCCCACGCCGACACCUGUUCGCUCCUCCAAAAGGAAACCUCACCACGGAGACAACACCACCCCCAGCAGGAGCCAUGGGGGAAAGAGCUCCGGGAGCCACCGCUCCAGCAGCAGAGAGUGCUCCAGCUUGCCCCGGCAUGAGGACCUCCACCCCAGCAACGACGGCUUCCUCAACGGCAACAUGCCCACGGCGAUCAACCUCAGUCCCACCCUGCACCCCAAGAACUACCAGCCGCAGAUCUUCAACCACGCCACCUCGUGCAACGUGGACCUGGCCAGCAGCAACCUGCCUCACCUGCUCAGCCCCGGCGAAGCCAAGGGCAAGGGCGACCUGGGGUCCAAGGUGUCCGACGGCCCCGGAGCCAAGUACCUUAAAUCCAACUUCCGUUCGCAGCAGAACCGCCAUUCUUUCGUGGAGGGGAAGACCAACACACUCCAAUCGGGGGAGAAACACGGUCGACACAGCUACAUGGAGUCCCACGGCUCCACGCCCUCCUCCAAGUUCGCCUACCUUAACUUGUCCAAGAGCUAUGGCACGCUUAGCGACGCCAAGUCGGUGGGGAACUUGAAUGACGUGCAUCUGUACGCCGACGAGCCCACGUCUCGCUAUUUCCCCUCGAGCUGCCUGGACCUCACGGCGCCAAGCAGCCCGGCGGCCCGCCGAGUGGACCGACUGGGACCCGGCACGGCCGGCAGAGGAAGCACGCGCUCAGAGAGAGAGAGCAACACCCUGGACUCGUCCUACAGGCGCUCCUCCGCCCGCCACAAGUCCUCAGAGGAGGCCAAGUCGCCCGAAGCCCUGGACCCAGGGGAAGGCGGCGUGGAAAGGAGCCACGCCCACUCCCUCUCCGCGCCGCACGACCCUCUGUCUUACGGCCAGGGGUACACCAGCCCCUUCUCGUCCCAGCAGCGGCCGCACCGCCACUCAAUGUACGUCCGAAGGGACCACCAGAGGACGCAUGCGGCGGAGGAGGGUCUGGUGGUGGGGCAGGGCAUGCCCACCAGAGCCAGCAGCCUCCAGCUCCUGUCCCCGCAGCUGCAGCACCGCACGCUGCCUCGCCACUCAGGGAGCUCCUCCAGAGAGGAAGACAUGAGCAGGAGCGAGCAGGCCCCCCCCGCCGAGGUCCCCCACAGCAGACCCCCAAUAAGAGACUCCACCAGGGACAACACAGCGUCUUUUCACACACAGCGGCAAAAAAGCGAGGUCGGCUUAUAUCAUGAGCAGCAAACAGAAGAUGGGGGCUCCUCCAAAGAGAACCGCAACAUCUACAGCGAGUCCAUGCCGAGGAGGGUGGGCAGCUUCUACAGAGGUGGGUUUAGUCACAGCGAUAUGAAUCUAUCAACGCUGUGGAGAUCCACAAGUUCACAUUUAGGGUUUCAGUGCCCGGUUGCAUAAAAGACAGUUUGGUUGAGGUUGUCCUUAAAAUUGUUCAUCUAAGGAUGCUUUAGAAAAAGACAUAAAAUCCAGGAUAUCGUAGGAAAAAUACCUUUUGAUCUGUGAGUGUUGAGUAUUCCCUUCUCUGUUGCUGGAAGGUCUUCCACUUUCCCAAUUUAAAGGGAUCCACAGCAUUGUGUUGAAAGUGAAAUCAUUUGUGCAACGGCUGAGUUAAUGGUGAUCAAAGAGGAGGAAGAGAUACCGACUGGACACUAUGAGAGAUGCACAAACUGUUAGUCUGUCUUCAAAAUCUGUUAUUUUA
Molecule: messenger RNA, 2713 nt
Organism: Anarrhichthys ocellatus (wolf-eel)
Lineage: Eukaryota; Metazoa; Chordata; Actinopteri; Perciformes; Anarhichadidae
Product: cyclin-dependent kinase-like 5
Exons: 6
Coding region: 634-2412 (592 amino acids)
Biological process (GO): protein phosphorylation
Molecular function (GO): ATP binding; protein kinase activity
Source: RefSeq, a predicted model, not a curated record